AUGAGUAAAAAGGUUCAUUCACAAGGAAAUGUCCCCUUCUCGUGGGAGAACAAGCCUGGCGUAAGGAAGAUUACGCUACAAGAAUAUGACGUCCACCACCACCAAUAUUUUGCACCACCAAAACUGCCGCCUCCACCUUGUCCGCCCGAAAACGGUAGGGCUUCUUUCCAUGACAUGCAAAUUCCACUUCCACCAUGCACUUUCCAACAGCUAUCAAGAAGUGAUUCAAGAAAGGGUCUUAAAAAGAUUGAUGAUCCAUUUCUGAUUGCCUACAAAGAGUGCACCAAGAGCACUAGAAAAGGUAAGACUACAUCGUGUGCCGGUCGAGAAGACAAUAAAGGGUUUGGACUGACAAAAAAGAAUGUGCCUGUGUCUGUUUUUUCAUGUAAGAAGUCAUGUAGUGUGAGAGAGGAUAGUAUAAUUAAGUUAUCUUAG
Molecule: messenger RNA, 435 nt
Organism: Fraxinus pennsylvanica
Lineage: Eukaryota; Viridiplantae; Streptophyta; Magnoliopsida; Lamiales; Oleaceae
Source: the annotation of a GenBank genome assembly